AUGACUGCCCCCAUCACGCCCCGUGACACGCCGGAUGUAAUUGGAGGUGCGACUUUAGCAGAACAGAUAAUAGAAGCAGCUCGACGAAAUAAUGUGGAGUUAUUAGACGAAGUACUGUCUGAUGCCACGCAAGGAAUUCCAGAGGGAGAUGAAAAGCACAGAGUAGAGUCUAUUGCGAAACUGAUUAAUGAAGCUCGCGAUCCAUUGGGAAACACUGCAUUACACAUUACGGCGCGAAAUGGCCAUUAUGAGGUUAUGGACCAGAUUCUAGACCAAGAAGGGGUCGAGGUGGAUCCUGUAAACCUACUCGAAGGUGAUACUCCUCUUCACUGCGCUGUGAGAUAUGCCAAUGCCGGGGAACCCGAGCAUGGCACAUUCAUUGUUGAAGAACUGGUUGAAGCAGGCGCCGAUCCAAGAAUUAAAAAUAAACAUCAACAGAAGGCUGUUGAGCUCAUCUCAGUUCCCAAUGAGAAAUUAGAGGAAAUUCUUGCCGGUGCAGAAUUUGCUCUUGUCUAUGGCCCCAAACCAGGAGAACAAACGCAGGCAGAAGACCCUACGCCGAACGAAUCAGAAGGAAGCAGCUCCGAAUCUGAGAAUUAG
Messenger RNA from Sugiyamaella lignohabitans, 600 nucleotides. RefSeq lists its product as uncharacterized. NCBI's taxonomy places the organism in Eukaryota, Fungi, Ascomycota, Dipodascomycetes, Dipodascales, Trichomonascaceae. Gene Ontology annotation, molecular function: protein binding. The record is from RefSeq and is a predicted model, not a curated record. The coding region runs from base 1 to 600 and encodes 199 amino acids. The transcript has a single exon.